Messenger RNA from Enterobius vermicularis (human pinworm), 1122 nucleotides. Lineage: Eukaryota; Metazoa; Nematoda; Chromadorea; Rhabditida; Oxyuridae. The record is from the annotation of a GenBank genome assembly.
AUGAGAUAUAUUCGUCUAUUUACCAAUCCCCUGCGAAAGCCAUAUGUGACAUCUGUCCCAAAACUAUGGCGCCCAGUAAUUGGUCUUGAGGUCCAUGCCCAACUGCAAACAAGAUCAAAACUAUUUUCGUCGGCUCCUUUUAAGGAAGAGUUUGGUGUAAAUGGUUCAGUAGCCCAAUUCGACAUGGCUGCUCCAGGAACAUUACCAGUACUGAACCGAGCAGCAGUUAUGUUAGGAAUCAGAGCUGGUCUUUUGCUGAAUUGUCAAAUACCAAAGAAAAGCCGAUUUGAGCGUAAACACUACUUUUAUGCUGAUAUGCCGGCUGGAUACCAAAUAACCCAGCAGAAACAUCCUGUAGCCCAUUCAGGCUAUUUCGACUUUUAUGUCCAUUCUGACCAAAAAGGGUUUGAAUCUUAUAACAAACGUUUGAAAAUUUCUCGUAUACAGCUGGAAAUUGACAGCGGUAAAACAAUACAUGACCUGGAAAACAAUCGCUCGCUUAUAGACUUGAAUAGAGCUGGCGAGUUAUCUUACUUGGCGCACUGCGUCGGCUUGAUUGAAAUUGUAACAGAACCUAGUCUUGUUUCUGCGCUUGAAAGUCAGUGUUUCGCUGAACAACUUCUAAUGAUGCUUACUCAUAACGCCAUUUGUGGAGGUCAAAUGCACAAGGGCCAGUUUCGAGUCGAUGCCAAUGUUUCGCUAACGACUGAAGGUUCGUCUGAUCUUGGAGUGCGUACAGAAAUCAAAAAUAUGAAUUCAUUGCGAAUGGUGUAUUUGGCUGUCAAUUACGAAAUUGCUCGUCAAUAUCAGAUCUUAAGCAAUGGUGGAACAAUUGUUAACGAAACAAGAACUGUUGAUGUUGACGGGCGUACUGUACCGAUGAGGGAUAAGGAAGUUGAAAUUGAUUAUCGUUUUUUACCAGAACCGAAUCUUCCUUCAGUUGUUGUUGAACCACAGUGGCUGCUUAAUGAACAAAAAAUGAUUGAUCGAAAACCCGAUUAUGUAUUAUUUAUUGAAGACUACAAGAUUCCUGCAAAAGAUGCCUUUGACAUUGCGGUAAGCAAGUUCUUAAUUUUACUUCAUUCCUUCUUUGAUAGGGCAGGGGUAGUUUCCUAUGUCUAA